Molecule: messenger RNA, 1770 nt
Organism: Scaptodrosophila lebanonensis
Lineage: Eukaryota; Metazoa; Arthropoda; Insecta; Diptera; Drosophilidae
Exons: 3
Coding region: 16-1770 (584 amino acids)
Source: RefSeq, a predicted model, not a curated record
UAUUUUUGUGGUAAAAUGACCAAAACGCGAAAUUCACUCUCGAUCGUUGGUGGCGCUUUUCAUUUGCUGUUGUUGUCAUUACUAAGUGCAGCGGCAAUGCCACAACAACAGCCAACAAACACGAUUUUAAAUGCAACGGAUGGCAUUGCUGCUGGCACUUUCAUCGACAACAGCAGUAGCAGCAGCAGCAGCAACAACAACAACAUUAACGAUAGCGCUGGCUAUGACACCUCCCUCCCUGCCACCACUAACUACAACUCAGCAGAGCAACAACAACAACAACAACAACCACCACAACCACAGCCACAGCAACAACCAAUGCAAUAUACACCAAUAACGGCGUUAGAUAAAGAAGUAGUCGAGCGACUCAUCAAGCAAUGGGCACCAAUUGUGUGGCUAGCGCCGGAGGAGAAAUUCAUGCCAUUGGGUGUGGAUGAGUUUUUACACCAUGUACAUCCCAUGGACAAGGAGAAGAGUUUUACGCCUGGCAUGAGUUUUAGAGAUUUCUCGACAAAGUCGCAUUUGGUGACGAAUGCCGAAGUGCAGGAUUUGUUGGAAAAUGAGAAUUCAUUUAUCUACGGACGCAAUCCUAAUGUGGCGCCAGUGCCCAUUUAUGGUGUAGUUACACUCUGUCCUGCGCCAACACAACCACCGCCGGCACAGCAGCCACCGAGGCGUGAUAGUGGGGCAAAGAAGCCGGCAAUAUCCUUGGCCAGCACACGAGGUCCCUAUAUACCCGUGUCUAUUGAUCCGCUCGAGGAGCGAACCGACACAGUACGUCGCUCCUCUAGGCUCUUUCCAAUUUUUCAGCGCGUGAAACGAGACGUAAUUGGCGGCACCAGCUACCAGCCGGUCAGCGAAUACGAUUUGGUUAUGGGUGAGACGCAAGGCAAGCAUACAGCCACAGGGCCACCUCCCAACCCAGAGACUGUGGAGGAGGAGCAGGAUCUGGAUAAUAGUGUGCCAGUCAACAACUUCAUAGCCAAUCUAGCAGACAACGUCAAGUUUAGUGGUGGCGUUGAGGAUAAUCUCGAGGAUAAUAGCAUUAGCGAGGUGCCCUAUGAGGAACAGAGUCCCAGCAGGCGCAAGAUGCCCAGCUUUCAUGUAACCUACUGGAUGUUCUAUCCAUAUAGCCAGGGUAAGACGAUGUGCACUCUGAGCCUGGGUCCGCUGGGACGCAUUCCAUUCCCAGCUGUCUAUGGCUACUGCCUGGGCAGGCGAAAGGAUAUUGGCAGUCAUGUCGGGGACUGGGAGCACAUGAGUUUGUAUUUCGAUGGCGAUGCCGAACCUCAGGCCAUGUAUGUCUCCGCACACGAUGCUGGCGCCUAUUAUAGUUACAACAGGCUAACGGGUGCCUUCGAGUUUAAGCGCCAGGAGACGCGCAAAGGCAUUCUGCAGCGACCUAACUUUCCCAAAACAGUUACCACCUUCAAGGACCACCCGGUACUGUUUGCUGCGAAAGGUUCCCAUGGCUUGUGGACUGCACCCGGGAAGCACCGCUUCGUGAAGGUGGCCCGGCUUUACGACAUCAAUGGCUUUGGCACGCCUUGGAACACUUGGAAGAGCGUAGACAUAAGCUAUGAAAAUUUGAGAUCUUAUGGUCGCUCCCUUGUGCCCGAUUGGCUAACCUAUCGCGGUAAAUGGGGCAAUCCUAAGAGCAAAUGUCACCCAUUUCGACGCAUUGGCCUCAAUUUUUGUGAGUUGACGGAUGGACCCACGGGCAUACCGCUUAAAGAGCCCCAUUUUCAAUGUGGCGCCGACUAUCGCUAA